This is a messenger RNA of Phyllotreta striolata, 5776 nucleotides long. The record is from the annotation of a GenBank genome assembly. Lineage: Eukaryota; Metazoa; Arthropoda; Insecta; Coleoptera; Chrysomelidae.
CCCUUGAUAUCGAUGAUAAAAAUCAAGCCGUCCGGUGGAUUUUCGUACAAAUACGCCGAUAUCAAAGUGAACGCCGCCUUGAUUUGCGAUUCGAUGCAAAAAUUGUAGUAGGUAGUGUCUUUCAAGCAACCCAAAGCGAUCACGUAAUUCUCCUCGGUCCUUUUAGGAAACACUGCCAGCAAACUGGAAUCAAAAUUUGCUCGUUUUUUUCCAAAAAUUUACGAAGAGAACAAACACUUACGAGACCUGGUGGGUGAAUUUGUUCUCCUUGUUGUCGAUGUCCCUGUUCAUGAACAAUUCGGGCGAAGAGCACUUCUGCUUGAAGAAGCUCUCUAUGGUGUACUUGGUGAGGUCCAGGUCGUUGUUGCAGGCCAACAGGAACAAGCAGAUUUGCUCCUCGGACAUCUCGGGGGCGCUCUUCUCGAACGAAGCCCAUUUCUUGAUAUCGUCGACGUUCGAUUGGGUCGUUCUACCUUCCUUAAUUAUCUCCGAGGCUUUGAAACCGUGCUUGGGAAUCACCGACAUCGUGCGCUCUAAGGACGACCGGACCGGACUUAACGGAUCGAUUUUAAUGCACCUUUAACAUUCGAUUGUAGAGGCGAAUUACCAAUAAAAAAUUUUUUUUAUGCAAAUCUGGAAAAUAUCGCAUCGAUUAACUAAUAGCCCCCCGAUCGGGUUCGUACUUGCUAUUGUUAAUUCGCUAAUUACGCAUCUUUGACGGUCAUUAAAUCGAAAAUUAUUGUUGCAUCUUAUCGCAGAACACAAAAUAAUACUUUACUAUUUAGCAAACGCACGCAUAAGGACGACUUUUUAAUUGAAAAAUCACGUAAAUGCGGUUCGAACACGAUUUUUUAUCGGAGUUUUUUUUUUCGGAAAAGUUUAUAAUAUUGCAUUUAGUAUGGAUGAAAAAUUAGUACUAUGUAAAUAAGUGUUUGUGUACCGCAUAAUUAAAUUUAAACGUUGGAAUGGAUAAUGAUAGACAGUUAAAAUUAAAAGAUAUGCUAAAUAAAUGAAACCACUUAAAUUAAUUGUUGCAAAUCUACAGGGUGAUUAAUAAGGGUAACCAUACGGGUGAUCCACCCGCUAUUAGUAAAACUCCCAUAUUUCUAAUACCUACAUAUUCAUUUAUCAUACAAUGCCUGAAAAAAUAUUAUCUUAUCAUUAUCAUUUCCAUAUUGUUGUUCGAAUACAACUCGAUUUAUUAUUAUUAUUAUUACGUUACAAACGCGCCCGAUUGUUCUCGCCUAAUACAAUACACACUUAUGCAACUUGCAAAAAUUAAACACGAAACCCGCAGGGAAAACGGUCGUGGAAAAACUCGCGCCGUCGACUCCAAAUGUGCUGGUGUCUGUGCAACAGGAAAAUCCUAAAAACUUACACCUAUUCGUGGGAAUUGAACGGUCUAGCGAAACUCCGCGUGUCAUUCGCGAAUUGGUGGCACGGCGACAGAAGGAAAACUCUCGUCUACAAUGUCCCCAAAGCCCGCAUUAUUUUCCCCGCAAAAGAAAAAGGCAUGGACUUGGAAAUUCAACUUAGAGCGGCGGAAGCCCGAAGGGCCGAACUGGAACGACAACACGCCGACGCCCUUCAAUCGCUCAGAGGAUGCGGUCCAGAGACGCUCGAAGUGCGACAAUCCAGAGUGAGGGAAUUGGAGAAGAAAGUCGCACUGGAAACAGUCAGAUGCGAGGAGCUCCAGUUGGAAUUGGCGUCGUCGCAAAGGGGGCGAAUGGGGGCGAGUAUGCACCAGGGUGUUCAGAUAUCGAGCAACAUGGGCGGCCAAUCUUGGGGCAAUAAAGGUACAGAAAUAGAACGAAUUAUGGCUAAAAUAGAACAAGAUAACAGAAUAUUAGCUGAAUUAGACCAUAGUCGUUCUACAACUUUGGGAGCGGGCCUGGCGACGAGCGUCAGUUCGCACGCUUUGGGCGAGUGCAGCCCGCCUCUAUCACCCAUCACCAUGUCACACACGACUCCAAGUAUAUACCCAACGAUGAAUCCCGGCAUGGGCCAGAACGCCUCCUACCACGGUACCACCAAUCUCUCGGGCGCCUACAUCCCAUCGAACCCCGUCAACAUAGCCGGCUACAAUCCCGCUUCGACGCAGUACAACAGCCUCAGCCAUCACUACACCAACAAAUCGAUGGGCAUGGGCGCCAGCUUGGGCCAGCAUUCCAUCGGAAUGGGCGGCGGUUUGGGCCAAACGGGCGUACUAGGUUCCUCGCUGCCGCCGAGCAUAUCCGCGAUGGGCGCCGGCGUGAUGGGCGCCGUCCCGUCGAACUUGGGCACCUCGAUGGGCGGCACGAACUACACGCAAACGGCGCUGUCGAACACCGCCUACGGCAAUCCGUUGGGCAACAAUCCCGCCGCCUUGCAGCCCGCCUCGUUCAACAAUCCGACGUUCGGCAAUCCGGCGACCAGCUCGCUGACGCAGUACUCGCUGCCCUACGCCAAUCCGUUGAAUCCGACGGUGUCGACCAGCUACGCCAACAACAACGUGACCUUCUCGAAUCCGCUCAGCUCGCAGUUCAACAGCCUGCCGCUCUCCGGCGCCCAGAUGAGCAUCAAACUGAAGCAAAUCGACGACGUGGAUCUCGGUACGCGUCGCGUCGCGACGCCCGUGACCCCCCAUCCGCCCCCGUGGGGCGGCACCACCCUCUCCGGCAUAUCCGAUCUGAGACCGAGGAUGCUUACAGAUGGGCUCGACGCCGAUUGGAGCGCCCUGCACGGCGCCGACAGGAACUUCCUCAACGGACAGAUGGCCGCCGAAGGGCAGGUGGACAUGCUGGAUAUACCGGGGAAAGGACGGUGUUCCGUGUACAUAGCGAGGUUCUCGUACGAUCCGGAACCGGACGUAGAGGAGGAACUGAGCAUACAAGCCGGCGAUUAUUUGCUGGUUUGGGGGGAUCCCGUCGGUCCCGGGGGGUACUUGGACGCUGAGCUUUUGGACGGUAGGCGAGGAUUGGUACCGUCGCAUUUCGUCCAAAGAUUGAUAGGCGACGAUUUGCUGGAGUUCCAUCAGGCCGUGUUGAGCACGUUGAGAGAGGAGGAAAUCAAUCAGGAGAAUUUCGCCGCCGACGUGCAAAGGCUGAACGAAAUAGCGGAAAUGGCGGAGGCCCAAGAGGACGAAGGACCAGAAGGUGAGAUAGCUGACCUUUUCUUCUCGGUGCUAGUGCCGGCGCCCAGACAGCUGACGCUCGAGCGCCAGCUCAACAAGAGCGUCCUCAUCUCGUGGACGGCGCCCGAGGGCAUCGGCCCCGGCAACCAGAUCGAGAGCUACCACGUCUACGUCGACGGCGUCCUCAAGGCCACCAUCAAGGCCACCGAGCGCACGCGGGCGCUCGUCGAAGGCGUCGAAAGCAACAGGCCGCAUCGCAUCAGCGUACGUUCGGUGACGGCGAACCGGCGCACGUCCAGGGACGCCGCCUGCACGAUGAUCAUCGGCCGGGACACCCACUCGCUCGGCCCCAGCGCCGUCAGGGCGUCCAACAUCACCUCGACGUCGGCCAUCAUCAGCUGGCUGCCGGCCAAUUCGAAUCACCAGCACGUCGUGUGCGUCAACAACGUGGAGGUGCGCACCGUCAAGCCGGGCGUCUACCGGCACACCAUCACCGGCCUGGCGCCCAACACCCAAUACAGGGUGACGGUGCGCGCGAAGCACCACCGCACCGCCCAGAACGUGGCCAACGUGGCCGAGGAGCUGCCCAUGCCGGCCGCCGCCCACACCGACUUCCGCACGUUGCCCAAGGGCUUGCCCGAUCCGCCCAGCGACAUCCUCGUCGAACCAGGUCCGCAAGACGGCACGCUGCUGGUCACCUGGCACCCGAUCCUGGCGCCCCACCAUCCGGGCUCCGCCGUGACGGGGUACGCGGUGUACGCCGACGGCAAGAAGGUGACCGACGUGGACAGCCCGACGGGCGAUCACGCGCUCAUCGACAUCAGCAAGUUGCUCGGGUUGAAUCCCAAGCACGUGACGGUGCGCACCAAGGCGAGGGACAGCCAAUCGGCCGACAGCGCCCCGACGCCCAUACCGCUCAGCGUGCUGCGCGGCGGCGCCGUCAAGUCGCGCCAGCAGCCCCAUUCGGCCGUCAUACCGGCGCACGUCAGGCAGCAGAUGCCCAGGCAACAGCAGCAACAACAAGGACAACAGAUUAUCGAUCCUGAUGAGAAUCUGAGCGACAAAGAGAUAUUUCCGAACGUGAACACGCAUAGACAGCAAGGAGGAAUUCCGUCUAUUGAAAUAACUAAAGAAAAUUACGAGAGCAACAUGUCCGAGGACGAGUUGCUCGACAGGCGCAACCAAAGGCAAUACCAGCAAAGGCCCCAACAGAGGCAGGGCCAGCAGCGGCAGGAGCAGCAACAGCAGCAACAACAACAGCAACAGCAGGCCCAGCAGCAGCAAUCGCAGCAAACCCAACAGCAACAGUAUUAUCAACAACAGCAAGCUAUUUCGAGGGACGCGAGAAGGCGAAUGGGACAGCCGGCGCGCGGCCAGCAGGAGGCGAUGGGCGGCAUGGGCCCCAACGCCGUCACCGGGGGCCUCGGCAACCGGCCGGAUCCGCAGAAGAGGGCCCGGUGGUUCGUGGCGCUGUUCGACUACGAUCCGGCCACCAUGUCCCCGAAUCCGGACGCCUGCGACGAGGAGCUGCCCUUCUCCGAGGGGGACACCAUCAAGGUGUGGGGCGACAAGGACGCCGACGGGUUCUACUGGGGCGAGUGCAGAGGUCGAAGGGGCUACGUUCCGCACAAUAUGGUGAUGGAACUCGAGGGUAACCAGAACAGGGAUCGAUGGGGCGACAGUUUGAGCAACAUGCCCGUGAAACGUAUGGUGGCCCUUUACGAUUACGAUCCACAGGAGUUGAGCCCCAAUGUCGACGCGGAGGUAGAACUGAGCUUCACCACCGGCCAGAUCAUCACCGUCUACGGCGAGAUGGACGACGACGGCUUCUACAUGGGCGAGAUCGAGGGCGUGCGGGGCCUGGUGCCGUCGAACUUCCUCACCGAGGCGCCCGAGCAGUACGCCGGCGGCGGGCAGACGUCGCAGCAGCAGCAGCAACAGCAGCAACAGCAGCAGGCGGGUCAAAGGGGCCAGCGCGGCAGGGGCGUGGGGCCGGGGGCGAGGGGGCCGCCGCCGCCGCCCAGGGAGAACCAGAUGCGCGGCCGGGCCAAAGAUGCCUGCCUUCCUGUGUAUACCUCUCAGUUAGACUCGCUGAACACGUCUACGACACCGAACACUAUCACCGAGCACCAGCAGGGGAGGGCGAGAGGCAUGCUGAGGCCCGGUGGUAACCAGCAACAGCAGCAGCAAUCCAUGCAGCAACAACACCCGCCGCUGCAGCAGCAACAAUCCUUCGGCGGGCCGCAGAUGGGCCUCCAGCAGCCGCCCGCGACGACGGCGGCGUCGACCGGCGGCCUCUUCAGCAGCCUGAUGGGCGGCAUGACGACGCAGCAGCCGCAGCAACCGCAGCAACAGCAGCAGCAGCAGCAACAACAGCAAGCGUUCGGCAACCAGCAGCAGCAGCAGCAGCCGUUCGGCAACCAGCAGCAGGGGUUCCAGAACGCCGGCAGGAUGCAACACAAGGGCGUGCCCCAGGUGGUGCCGAACGUGAUGGGGGGCGGCGGCGCCGGGCCGAUGCCCAACAGCGCCCAGCAGGCGCAGAUGAAUAAUGCCGGCGCGCCGAAUUUGAUGCAGAAAUUGAACGAAAUCACGGCGCCCGGCGGUGAUAUCCUCUCCAAGGGCAAGGAACUUAUAUUUAUGAAAUUCGGAUUAGGAGGAAAAUAA